AUGAAGAAAGCACAAGAGAAGCUUGGCCCCGUGUUGGCUAGGAACCCAGAUUUGGUAAAAGACUUCAAUGAAUGCAUUGACUUCAGUUUCACCCCGGCUGAGUUUGAAAGGAAAUGGACUGCACUUCAACUGAAAUAUGAAGGUCUUAUGCAUGGUCACUUUGAGAAACUCUAUGAAGAUCGGGCUACAUGGGUGUCGUGUUACUUCAAAUUCAGUUUCUUCCCUUUCCUUCAAUCAACGCAACGCAGCGAAGGGUUGAAUGUUGUGUUGAAGCGCUAUGUGAACCCACACAAGUCAAUUCUCAACUUCGUCAAGCAAUAUGAGAAGAUUCAGGUACACAUACUCAUGAGGGAGGGCGGGAACGACUACCGGACAGAACAUCUAGAGGCACAAAGAUGGUCGCAUUUCCCCAUUGAGAGGCAUGCCUACAAAGCAUACACUAGGGACAUCUAUGUGAAGUUUAGAACUGAGUUUCAGAUGAUUGGCCAGUAUGAUUUGCGUCCCGCUAGAAUCAACUUCUAUUACCUUGAGCCCAAUACAGAAGAAGUCCUAGGGUAUGGCUCGAGGAAGUACCUAGUCACAGUGAGACCAGAGCCAGCUAUCUACGAUUGCGAAUGUUGCAAGUGGCAUAGGGACGGCAUGCUUUGUUGCAAGUGGCAUAGGGACGGCAUGCUUUGUUGCCAUGUCUUGAAAAUCUUCACACACCUUGGCGUUAAUGAGAUACCUGAACACUACAUCAAGCGCCGCUGGACGCAGCAUGCAGUACCAAGUGCACCACCGCCACCUAACGAGGGCCCUCCGCAUGACUUGCCCGCUGAGUCAGAGAACCAAGUUCGGCAAGUGACUCUGACAAUUGAUUUUGCAAAGCUAGCCAAGAAGGCAAUGACUAGUGAUGAGGCAGCCGCUGCAGUUAGGAGGCACAUGAAAGCAGCAGAUACUGAGGUUACUAAGCUGAAUAAACUGAGGAAGAAGAGGCUAAAGGCAGCCCGGGAAGCGGCUCGUGCUAGGGAAGCAUCAAACCCUAAUGCCCCAAGUACUUCAAACCAACCUCCUGCCCCCCUUGCUCCUAUGGAUCCACCUCGUUCAGUCAUGAAAGGGCGCAGCCGCAGCAAGCGCUUCAAAUCAGCCCUGGAACUACACCCUAAGAAAAAGAACAAGUGCAGCAUUUGUGAAUCAAUCGAUCACACUGCUGCGACGUGCCUAGGGAAGCUGAUGUGA
This is a messenger RNA of Aegilops tauschii subsp. strangulata, 1218 nucleotides long. Lineage: Eukaryota; Viridiplantae; Streptophyta; Magnoliopsida; Poales; Poaceae. The record is from RefSeq and is a predicted model, not a curated record.